UCUGCUUUGUCUCCAAAUAAUUCACAUAAAGCUUGCUUCACUAGCAACAAAGAAAAGAAAAAUAGCAGCUCCAUUGUCCCCCAUAAAUUCUGAUAAAAACCCAUGUCCUAAGCAGCUUGGCAGUUGGUAGUUAGCUUAGCUUCAAUGGCUACUUCAAUCCCAAGCUGUUCCUUCCACUCCUACAUGGCACCAUCAAUAAUACCAAACAACUCAACCUCCACCACUCACUUUACCUUAUCUUUUUCACACGCUAACUUAAGUGGGAUUUCACUUUGUACAAGAUCAUCAAGAAUCUUGGCAAAGUUUGAGAAAUUCGAAGGUGAUGAUGCUUCUCAAGAUAACCUUGAAGAGGCCAUGGAGUUACAAGAACAAGCACAAACUGUUCAAGAAGAAGAUGACAGCUGCCUGCCUUCUGACUUGGAGGGUGCCGUCCGGCAAUCUAGCCAAGCUAGUGCUUUGUUUGUGUCUUCAGGAGGAAUGAGAGCCAUAGUCGAGCUCUUAAUCCCUCAGCUUCAGUUUCUAGAUGAUGAAGGUGCACAGGCUGAGCUCUGGGAACUGUCAAGGAUUUUUUUGGAUACACUUAUUGAAGAAACAGGAAGCCAGAGAAUCAAAGCCAUUUUUCCAGAUGCCGGUGCUGCUGCACUUCUAAAAUACCUGUGGAAAGAUGCAGCUUUUGGGUUUUCAAGCUUAAGUGACCGGAAGCCUGUUCAGAUCGAAGAUGACAUUGUUGUUAUGGUUGUUCCUGAUUAUCAGAUGUUGGAAAAAGUGCAGAAAAUUGUAUCUGAUCUAUCAGAUGAUCCGCCAAGGCCUCUUAUCAUGUGGAACCCGCGUCUCAUCAGUGAGGAUGUAGGAGUUGGGAUUAAUGUACGGAAUCUAAGGAGAUACUUUCUGAGCACAUUCACAACAGUUUAUUCAAUGAGACCUCUGCCAGCCGGUGCUGUCUUUAGGUGUUAUCCAGAGAUGUGGAAGGUCUUUUAUGAUGAUAAAGAUAGGCCAAACAGAUAUCUUCUUGCACAAGAAUCCGUAAGACGUCCAGAUGCGGAAGAAAUCGAGAUAAUAUUUGGAAAUGCAGAAGAGAAAUCUGAGCAGGGACCUUCUUUAUUCAGCAAGGCAGCAGGCAUUUUCUCUUCACUUAACCGAUUCAUGAGAGUAAUUUCCAAGUAGUUUCCUGUCACCAGGGCAUUAAUUUGGAGGCUUGGAUGCAGAAACCAAGUUUUGUGCCCUUGCUAAUAUUUGUAGCAUGGAUUUAUACAUUGUUUAAUAUAAAAUUCUUCACCCUUCAACCUGA
Molecule: messenger RNA, 1288 nt
Organism: Populus trichocarpa (black cottonwood)
Lineage: Eukaryota; Viridiplantae; Streptophyta; Magnoliopsida; Malpighiales; Salicaceae
Exons: 9
Coding region: 145-1164 (339 amino acids)
Source: RefSeq, a predicted model, not a curated record